UCCUCCUAGCAACGCUCUCCGGCUCCUCCUCAAGAGGCGUGACCAGUCUGGACGAUCUGCUUGAGCCCAAUGGGCAGAAGCAAGAGUCAGUAGGAGCAUCCCCGGUUAGACUGCUGCAAGAUGGAAAGCACAGCAGUUGUGACUCCUGAAUCCUUCCGUGAUAAAAGCAGCCGCUAUUAUGUGGUGUGCUGGAUCAACAACCUGCUGAAGACCAACUUCAAAGAUGUGCGGCAGAUGGGUUCAGGGGCGUGUCACUGUCAGAUCAUGGACUGGGUUAUUCCUGGCUCUGUUGACUUGACCAAGGUGAAGUUUGAUGCACAGGGUGAGGAUGACUGUAAGCACAACUUCAGUCUCCUCACUGAGGCCCUCAGCAAGAGCGGCAUCACAAAGUCGAUUCCAGUAGAGGAGCUCAUAAAAGGGGAUUCUAAGAGCAACUUCGACAUUCUGAAGUGGUUCAAAAAUUUCUACACCACAAAAGGGAAAAAUGAAGAAUAUGACCCUGUGAAAGCUCGGAACAGCCAGGAUAUCAGCCCUAUUUUUGUACCUCCCGAGGUGCUUAGAGAGAAACCUAAACUGGAAUCAGGUACAGAGAAGAUCAGCACUGCAAAGACUAGAGAAUUCCCUUUCUCUGAAACGUGGAAGGACAUGUUUGAUUGGGUUGAACGCAGUACUUUUGGAGAGGAAUAUACACUCUGCCGCUCUUGCAAGAAAAACCUGAAGACAUAUCAGAAAGGCGUUUUUGAACUCAGGCGACAUGAGGCAACAAACAAACACAAGAAAAGGGCACAUAAUUACAGUGGUGUUGGCCUGCAGAGUAAACCCUCUGCUAAUGGUGAUCAACUGUCCAGACUUGCAGGCUGUAAAAGGUCGCUGCAAUACUCCAAAGACAUUGGAUCUAUUGGCCAACACACUCCGUAUAGUGUGUAUAUUUAUGAAGGGAAUACCCUGGGAGAGGAUGACGUUGCCUCUGUGGUCCUUAUUGGGUAUUUUGAUGUUGAAGCCUCCAGGCACUUCAUCCGAUUCCUUGAUGCUCUUCGGUCAGUGGAUGGUCAAACAGCACCAGUGGUGGUGGAGACCUUGAAGAAAUUUGGGUUACACACAGAUAAUCUUGCGGCUGUUUAUUCUGAUGGUAAUGGUGCAGCCUCUGAGCAGAUCUGCUCGCAGCUCAGGGAACUCAACUCGAACAUAGUAGCCUUUGGAGGGCUGAAUGCCAUCACGGAUGCUGCUUGUUUUGCAGGUGUUAAGGAGCUCAACAGUCUCCAAGAUUUGAUGGUAGACAUCCAUGCCCACCACUCCUCCUGCUCUACCAAGAAUAACAUCCUCGAGGCUCUUUUUGGCUCAGAUACUAAUGUGGAGGGUUCAUCAUUUAAUCUCUACAACAACUGCCUUAUGCUCUGCCUGUUAGUCUCAAAACUCUUGGAAACAUGGACAGAUCUCAUAACGUACUUUAAGUCUUGCGACGAGGGUGAUGACAAAGCCAAGUUAAUCUGUUCCCAGCUGCAGGAUCCCAAAGUCAGGGCAACAUAUAUCUUCCUGGAGCAGGCUCUAAAGCCUCUGCUCAGUUUCCGAAAGCAUCUGCAGACCCAGGAGGGAGCUACCAGGGCUGAUAUGCUGCUCAUCCUAGAAGAAGCCAGUAGGCUGUUGUGUACCUACACCUCCUACUUCCUUCAUCCUGAAGCUGCAGUUUGCUUCCUCAAAGAACGCGAUGCUGACAUCCUGAAGGACAAGAAAUUCCACCUGUCCAGCCCUGAACUCAGUCUGGGCGGGAAAGCUGUGGAAGACCUCCUGAAUGAGCCUGAGGCUACAGAGGUUCUACCACUGUUUAAAGAGGAGGUGUUGUCUUUCUACAUCAGACUCACAGGUUGCAUUGCAGAGAAGCUGCCUCUAGAUGAUGAGGUGCUCAGGAGCAUAGCUCAGCUGCUGAAUCCGCAGAGCGGGGUGAAUGUGACUGGAGAAGUGGUUGGGGAGCUUGGGACCAAGCUGGGAAUCUGCAGCUCCCCUGAGGAGGUCAGCCAGCUCACAAGUGAAUUCCUUGAGUAUCAGAAGGCUGAGGAGGGAGAGAAGGACAACUCAGUCGAGGUCUCAGUAGAGAAACACUGGGCCGUCGUACUGAAGGACACCAAGCCAACCUCACUCUUUAGAAAGCUUGUUUUGACCAUGCUGUCUUUCCCCUGCCCUCCACUUGAGGCUAAGCAGAUUUGUAAGGUGCUAGAGAAAGAAGAUGCUGCACUGUUGUCUGAGAAUGAAACCUUAACAGAAAGUGAGUUGGAAGUCACGUCUGACAGCCUCCUCUCUGACAACACCAGCAGCACCCCGAUUCGCACUAGAAAUAAGAAGAAACAAAGUCCAUCUGAACUGAAUGGCCUUAAUUUGAGGCCGUGUGAAGUCCGCCUUAUAAAGAUACAUGAACAUGCUGGCGAGAAUGGCACCCCGUGGAAAGAGAUGGCCAUUAGGGGAGGUUUUGGCUGGGAGAGCAGCUUGCGCCAGAAGCCUCAGGCCCGUACAGUGUUUCAGGCUGGUGUUAGCACCUGGUCCAGCCCCGUAGGUGCUCAUAAGAAGCCGGAGUCCCAAGAUGAGGCGGCAGAAGAGACAUCCAGUAAACCCACACCAAGACGACGACGGAAAGAGGCCUACCAGGAUGGGAAAGGGUUUCCAACAGGAGAGCUGGUGUGGGGGAAAGUGAAGGGCUUUCCUUGUUGGCCUGGGAUGGUGAUGCCUUGGAAAACCAAGUCAGCUCCCCCAGGAAUGCGGAGGGUGGAGUGGUUCGGAGACGGGAUGUUCUCGGAGAUCUACACCGAGGGUCUGAUGCCAUUUCGUUUAUUCACUAAGUGCUUCUGUAAAAACUCCUUUGCCAGCUUGCCCGUCUACAAGAAAGCCAUCUACCAGAUCAUUGAGUUGGCAGGUGAGCGAUGUGGGAAGUCUUUUGCUGUGGCGGAAGGAAAUAAAGAAAAAGAGCUGAAGCUGAUGCUGGAAUGGGCCUCUGAAGGAUUUCUGCCAACAGGACCUGAAGGAUUCGUUCCUCCUGAUGCUGGUGCACAUCAAGAUUCUGACUCUGCUGUGUCUGACAACCAGCCUCCUCCAAAAAGGAAAUAUGUUUUUAAAAACAAGGCAACUGCUCCCGCCAUCGUCUACAACAGAGAAUCAAUAAGAGAAAAUGUCAAAGGGAAAGGCAAAACAAUUGAACAUUUUUGUUUGUCUUGUGGAUCGACUGAGAUUGAAGUGCAGCACCCUUUGUUUGAAGGUGGUCUUUGUCUAAGAUGCAAGGAAAACUUCUCGGAGACACUGUAUCGCUACGAUGAAGAUGGCUACCAGUCGUAUUGCACCGUGUGCUGUGCCGGCUUUGAGGUCAUUCUGUGUGGCAAUGCCAGCUGCUGCAGAUGUUUCUGUAAGGACUGUCUGGAUAUCCUGGUGGGACCAGGAACCUUUGACAAGGUGAAAGAUGUUGAUCCCUGGAGGUGCUUCAUGUGCAAUCCGUCACAGUGCAAAGGAAACCUCAAACUCAGACCAGACUGGAGUGUCAAAGUUCAGGACUUCUUUGUCAACAACAGUGCCAUGGCGUUUGAGCCCCACAGAGUUUACCCCUCCAUCCCUGCUGAUCAGCGCAGACCAAUCAGGGUGCUCUCACUUUUUGACGGCAUUGCAACUGGAUACCUGGUGCUCAAAGACCUGGGCUUCAAGAUUGAGCGCUACAUUGCCUCCGAGAUCUGUGAGGAUUCAAUCGCUGUGGGGAUGAUCAAGCAUGCGGGAAAGAUCGAAUAUGUCAACGAUGUUCGUAGCAUCACAAGGAAACACGUGGCUGAAUGGGGUCCGUUUGAUCUUCUGAUUGGAGGCAGUCCAUGUAACGACCUGUCCAUGGUCAACCCUCUUCGAAAAGGAUUGUUUGAGGGCACUGGAAGACUCUUUUUUGAGUUCUACCGCCUUCUGACCCUGUUGAAGCCAAAGGAGGAUGAUGACCGUCCAUUCUUCUGGUUGUUUGAGAACGUGGUUUUCAUGAGUGCCAAUGACAAGUCAGAUAUCUGCAGAUUCCUUGAGUGCAAUCCGAUUCUUAUCGAUGCAGUCAAAGUCAGUCCUGCUCAUAGAGCGCGCUACUUUUGGGGAAACCUUCCUGGCAUGAACAGACCUCUUGCCUCAUCUCUGGAUGAUAAAGUGGGCCUCCAGGACUGUUUGGAAGUCGGACGUGUGGCAAAGUUUGAAAAAGUCCGCACCAUCACAACAAAGAGUAACUCUAUAAGGCAGGGGAAGAUGGGACCACUACCUGUCUCCAUGAACGGCAAGGAGGACUACCUGUGGUGCACCGAAAUGGAACAGAUCUUUGGCUUCCCCAAACACUACACAGACGUAAACAACAUGGGCCGGAACCAGAGGCAGAAAGUCCUGGGUCGCUCCUGGAGCGUUCCUGUUAUUCGUCACCUCUUCGCCCCGCUGAAGGAUUAUUUUGAAUGUGAAUAACGUCUGUGAACUGAACAGCAGCGGUAAACCUACUGCCUUAUCCCGCCCUGCAUAACUAGGUAGUUCAGACUCUCCUGUCUUUUCCUGAAACUUUUAAUUUAGUAGCUUGACUUUUAGAAGGAUUUAAUCAUGAGCUACUUUUAAUCCUGUGAGUUGUCAGUAAUCUGUGAGCCACUAUCACCAGACACUUUUUAAUUUUUUUUCAGGUUUCUUUUGACAAAUUAUGUUACUGUUAUCAAAAUUUUUGCUCCGAACAUGGACCAGAAUCACGAAGCAAGAUCAGACGAUCAAGAUCUUUGGGCUCAACUCAGGUUUCCUGUGUCACGAAGCUGGUUCACCUGUAAUCGGGAAUAUCACCUUGGUAACCUGCCAACAGCUCCAUCACUGACCAAUCAGCUGAGUGAAAAAAUUAUUCAUUCCUACAGGAUCCUGACACAGACCUUUUUUACACAGGGAUACAGCCAUAGAGGUGUAAUGAAGACCCCUCAUUACACUGCCUAUGCUAUUUUGAAUACAAAACCAAACAACACCAGCAUAAUGCUGCUCUUGAGUGUGAUCUUAGACAGCAUGCCAGUAUUCUGGAAGCAAGUGGACAUUUUCUGCUGCUCUUUAAGCUAGCUGCUAACUCCUGCUAGCUGCAUUUUAAAUGUCCUGACGGUGUGUCGCACACACAAUACGUCAUCAAAACGUCACAUCGGUUUUAUCCUGCUGACUGUCUGUUGUACACAGACAUCAGUUUGGUGCUGUUACUACCUCCGCUGUAGGCUUAAAGGCGAGCCAACUCUGUUCUCCUCAUUCCAUGAUCGCACCUUUUAUACAUAACGGCGAGGUGGAAUAACAGCGUGACAUUCUGGCCUUGAACAGGCAGUGUGAAAAGGGCUACUGAGAGUGCAAUGAAGCGAUAAAGUUGCAAUAGAGACAUUUUUAUAGAAAACUAUAAUCACUUUGCCUACCAUAAUAAUUAUAAUAAUUGUAAUAUAUGUAAGGCAGCAGGAAGAGUUUUAAAUUAAACUGGUUUUAAUUAUAUCACCAAUCCUAAAUAGCUCAAUCAUCAUUGGAUGAAAUACCUUCUCAUUGUUUUAUAAUGAUAGAUUAAUAUGUUUGUAUUGGUAACCAGCCUCAUGAUACUGGUUAUUUGGGAUCACCAUGUUAGUAACCCAAUGAGAGCUGUUGAACUUGCUUCGUGGUUCGGUCCUCAGGUCUCUACCUCAACACCGAUUUAAUGGUUAAAAAUCGACAGUUUCAUUUUUUAUCCUUUAUUUAAUUUAUGAAUAUGAAAUCUUUCUAUGUGAUUGUGUUUCUAUUUUCUAUUAUUUUAUUACAUAACCCUACCAGGGGUUUUAAGUCAGAUCUAAUUAUGUUCAUCAUUAGCUGUGAUGAAUGUUAAUAUUGUUUUUAGUAGCUGUUUUUUUUAAUAUCCUUUUUAAUAUGUUUUUUAUCCUAAUUACAUUCAUCUGACUGUAGUGCACCAGUGGGUUUCAGAGUUACCGCACUGGGUUUGCAUUGGUGCUAACAUUUUUACUGUUUAAAGCACUGCUAAUUGAUACCAAAAAUAUGUUCUGUCUGCUCAUUUAGAACAGUUGUGAGUGUUUUCAAUAUUACUGUAAUAAGGACAAGAGUGCAGAGGUCUGACAAACAGUGAACAGUGUCUUCUAAUGUAGGAGACGUAUAGGAUCAUUACAAUGGUUUUGCACAAUUCUCACCCCAAAAAUGGCGAUGGAGGCUUUUAAACUUUUUACUUAAAUAGAGCAGUGAGCCUUGAACUUGUAACCAGAGGCCUAACUGUGUAUCAGGACCACCUGCUUUGUGUUUCAUCACUGUCAGAUCCAACUGGUGCUUCCUUUAAUGUUUCUUUCUGUCACCUUGGACUCCGAAAAGUUGGAUUUUGGAUUUUAAACCACUGUUUGGACAAAAACAAUCACAUUGUGUGAUGGGCAGAUUAUCCAGUAAUGAAAGCAGUUGUUAUUGGCUGCCCUCCUAUAAAUUUUGUUAACAGCAGUAAUGUUUAUGUAUCAUAUACACAAACACCAUCGAUGUGGUCCGUUAAAUCUCAGUGAGACAUGAACCAUUGGUCUGCAUGAGUGUACUUUUGUUUUGUUAAAAUGUUUGAUAUUUUUUUAAUGAAACCUUUUUUAAAUUUUUUUAAAACAUCAACAGUACUGUUCAGGUAGAGCUAAACUACGGUUUACGCUCACCUGUGUUUUCAUUGUUUAAAUGGAUCAUGUUAUCUUUACUGAAAAUUACAAGGAGCUCUAUACGAUAUUCAGAGUGUAUCUGUGAUUCAGAGGUUGUCUGCAUGUGGCUCUCAACAUGGAGGAGGCUGAGCCGGCAGCUAGCAGCUAAUGGUGCUAACAGCAUGAAAAGUGCUAACAACAGCAACGGUGCUAACAGAGCUAAAGACUUUCGCGCACAAAGUCAGUUUUUAUAAUCUGUUAUCUUAGGAAAAAAACAACCAUUGCACACUGAUUCUGAUGCGUUUUAUUCAUUGUGAAAAUUCGCAAUUCGUGACAACGUUAAAAGACACCUUUGCCUCUCUCCAUUGGAGUUACCUAUCUGACUGUCUUGCAUUUUGCACCGCAGCUGCAUGAAGGGGCGGAGCUGUCCUCCACAUUCUGUCUGCAGUCCACACCCCUCCUCCUCUUCAUCAUCAUCCACCUGAAUAUUACUAUCUUACCUGUUGAAAGUGAGCUACUUGAGUUAUGAAAUGAUUUUGUGCACCCCGUUCCUCUGUCUUGUUGCAGCUGAGUCCCACUGCCACGUUUUCUUCACUGACUCUUGGUCAAACGUCUCUGAAGGCUCUGACGGAAGCAAAAAACGCAGAAAAUUGAACCUGUUCCGAAAUCCUAAAUGACGGACAAAAGUUCAAACGUGAUUGACACGUGACGUUGUAUUUAUUUUUAGAACAAUUUUGGACAAAAGAAAACAGACUCAGUGUGCAAAGGCCUUUACAGUGUUAUCCUGGGGGGAACUAGAGCAUGGGAGCUACUGUCCCAAUAUCAGCGCUAACCACCGUAUGAGGGCAGUGUGAGGCCCUGAUCACACAGAAAGCUUUUUGCAGGUUGGCGCACUGCCUUCUUUUAUUGAAUACCACCAGCAAAAAAAAAUAGCUUGCUUCGCCUUUUUAUUGUUGCCAGGAAACCACAGACUCACCUCCGUAUUCUAACCUUCCCGUGUAAUCAAUCUACAGGGAGAGGGUACUUGCUGUAUCUCUGGCUGAGGGUGAGAAGCUGUAAGCAAGUAGUUUGUUGGGCACAGGGAAACGGAGAUCUGUGUGGGUACAUGAGACCCUAAAAAAAGAGGGUGGAUCAGGGGGAGUACCACCAGUUGGUCCAGGAGUUGGUCCUUGAUGUUGGCGUGAGAUGACAUGGGGCAGUACAGAGCGCUCCGGCAAAAACGACAUCGCAGAAACCUCAAGCAAAAAGCUUCAUUCUCAUUAAAAACAAUUUCAAAAAGUCGCCUCCAGCUGCUGAAACACUUUCUGUGUGAUCAGGGCCUUAAGCAGCAGUGAUGAUAGCCCGUGGGAAGAACGUACAUGCACUAACAGGCAUGUGCGGCUGGACCAUCUGCCACAACAAGAGACAGAGAAGCUCAGAUUGCAUCACACACAGAUGUAGCAUGACAUCAUUCUUUGCUCUGGACGCCACCACACAUCCAUAUCUUUACCAAGCAGAUCGUUGUUUGCUGCUUCAUUAAUACUCUGAAUGUCAUGUAGAGCUCCUUAAAUAUAUUGGUGCUGUGUUCAUUAUGAGUCGCUGUUAGCUUCUCUGUGGUCGACCACACAUCUCUGUAUCUGUUCACUGCAUGUGGUGCAGUUACAUAGAGACAUACAUUACAGACAGGCAGUGAUGUGGUCGACAUCUUUGAUUGACUUUUGAUUCCUGAUGGUGCUCUGCUAAUGGUGCUAACUUUGCAUGUACAGUUCGGUUGUGGUUUUGUCUUUUUUUUUUUUUUUGCCCUCUGCAUUAAAUUGGAAGCAGCUGAAUGUGAACAUGUCUUGUAGGCUGUUAUGCUGUGUGUUGUUGAAUGAAAAAAAAAAUUAGCUAUUAGUUAUUAUUGAUCAGCUGCUGCCUGUUUUAUGGGCCAACACGUUUUUUUGUUUGUUUGUUUUCAUUGAUUGAUUGUUUUUAAAAUUUCUACCAGUUCCUAAAUUUAGCCCCCCCACCCCCCAAAAAAAUCAGUGUCUUGUCUAUAACAUUUAAUUUUGGCUUGUUUUAAUACCUAAUUCAUGACUAAUUAAAACGUAAAUCCUCGAUGAAGUGCCCUGGACCCCUGAUUAAAAAUCAGUAAAUACAUUAUUCUGUUCACGUAGUUUAUUAGGACAUUAGGUUGCACUCAGUUCACUCAGAGCUUAGUGGUGUUGCAACAUCAGCGAAUAGAAUAAAAUCUGAUCUGCAUAA
Molecule: messenger RNA, 8846 nt
Organism: Epinephelus lanceolatus (giant grouper)
Lineage: Eukaryota; Metazoa; Chordata; Actinopteri; Perciformes; Serranidae
Product: DNA (cytosine-5)-methyltransferase 3A
Biological process (GO): negative regulation of transcription by RNA polymerase II
Cellular component (GO): nucleus
Molecular function (GO): DNA (cytosine-5-)-methyltransferase activity, acting on CpG substrates; DNA binding; protein binding
Source: RefSeq, a predicted model, not a curated record